This is a messenger RNA of Labeo rohita (rohu), 1096 nucleotides long. It is a transcript of the gene gca, whose product is annotated as grancalcin. The record is from RefSeq and is a predicted model, not a curated record. Gene Ontology annotation, molecular function: calcium ion binding. Bases 141 to 821 code for a protein of 226 amino acids. The transcript is spliced from 8 exons. NCBI's taxonomy places the organism in Eukaryota, Metazoa, Chordata, Actinopteri, Cypriniformes, Cyprinidae.
UGUCAAUCACACGUCUUACCCCAAUGACGUCAUCCAAUCACUUCCCGUUACAGUCGAGUACGGAAGUGAUCUGGGUUGUACGAAAACUUUGCCAUAAGAUUCUUUUUUUAAGUCGUUUCUGUUCCUUGCGAUCAUAAAGUAUGGCGUAUCCUGGAUAUAACAAUUUCGGUGGUCCACCAAUGCCAGGAGUUCCUGCUCAGGGUAUGGCCAUGCCAGGGAUGCCUGCUCAGGGUAUGGGAAUGCCCGGGGUUCCUGCUGCAGGUGGUUACCCAGGGCAGCCAUUUGGGGGUUUCCCAGGAUUUUCUGCACCUCCUGCCCAGGAUCCAAUGUGGGGCUAUUUUACAGCAAUAGCUGGUCAGGAUGGUGAAGUUGAUGCUGAAGAACUUCAAAGGUGCCUCACCCAGACUGGAAUCAGUGGCAACUACACUCCUUUCAGUUUGGAAACCUGCAGGAUUAUGAUAGCCAUGCUGGAUAGAGAUUACACAGGAAAGAUGGGUUUCAAUGAGUUCAAAGAACUGUUUGCGGUGCUAAACGGCUGGAAGCAGAACUUCGUAAUGGUGGACAGGGAUUGCAGUGGAACGGUGGAACCUCAUGAGAUGUCCCAGUGCUUAGCUAACAUGGGGUACCGAAUCAGCCCUCAGGCUCUGAACGCCAUCAUCAAACGCUACAGCAGGUCAGGAAAGAUCUACUUUGAUGACUAUGUGGCCUGUUGUGUGAGGCUAAGGGCACUUACAGACAAUUUCAGGAGGAGAGAUACAAUGCAGCAAGGAAUGGUGAACUUCCAAUAUGAUGAUUUCAUCUUGUGUACUAUGUCUCUCUAAAGGAAGUUACUGACAAGUAGAGUCUGACAGGACAGGAAGAGCACUGAAUCACUGAAAGUCCAGAGAAACAUAUAUAAAGCUACUAUAUAUAUAUAUAUAUAUAGUAUGGGCAUUUUAAAAUUAUUUGCCAGUAUGUUUAAUGUGAACAUAGAAAUAGCUUUAAUAUCUGUGCCAACAUUUAACAAUCCUUUUCAUAUGCAGUCUUUAUAAACUCAGUGUAUUAAGUUAAAAUGUAACCACGCUAUUUUGCCAAUAAACAUUGUUUAUCUUAAAAA